AUGUUCCCGGCGGCGGCGGCCGGGGCAGCGCGGGCCAGAGGCGCGGCGCGCGGAGCCCUCGGCUGCCCGGCGGAGCGCGGCGGCGGGCGGGCGGCCGGAGGCCGGCUCUGCGCUGCCCCCGGGGCUCUGAACGCGAGUCCUGGGCUUUGUCUCCCGCGUUUCCUUGGUGCUGACGGUCAGGGGGCUCCGUGUCGGCGAAGGACGCGGGCGGGACGCCGCGGGGCCCGGGCCGGGACGCGACGAUCGGAAGGGAAGGGGCGGACAAAAAAAGACCAAAUGGCAAAGCAACCUUCAGAUGUAAGUUCUGAGUGUGACAGAGAAGGUGGACAAUUGCAGCCUGCUGAGAGGCCUCCUCAGCUCAGGCCUGGGGCCCCUACCUCUCUACAGACAGAGCAGCAAGACAGGAGCCCGGCACCCAUGAGUUGUGACAAAUCAACACAAACCCCAAGUCCUCCUUGCCAGGCCUUCAACCAUUACCUCAGUGCAAUGGCUUCCAUGAGGCGGUCUCAGGCCGUACCUGCAGAUACACGCCCGGAGAUAUGGAUUGCACAAGAGUUGCGGCGUAUUGGAGACGAAUUUAAUGCAUAUUACCCAAGGAGGUUAGAGCAAUAGAGGAAGGUGUCGUAUAGUUGUCAUGUGUUCAGUCCACUUAAGGGCAGUGGGGAAGCGUAUGAAACGGA
Molecule: messenger RNA, 680 nt
Organism: Neomonachus schauinslandi (Hawaiian monk seal)
Lineage: Eukaryota; Metazoa; Chordata; Mammalia; Carnivora; Phocidae
Gene: BCL2L11
Product: BCL2 like 11
Exons: 5
Coding region: 1-612 (203 amino acids)
Biological process (GO): meiosis I
Source: RefSeq, a predicted model, not a curated record